Messenger RNA from Symphalangus syndactylus (siamang), 1229 nucleotides. RefSeq names its product RNA polymerase-associated protein LEO1-like. Gene Ontology annotation, molecular function: RNA polymerase II C-terminal domain phosphoserine binding. Gene Ontology annotation, biological process: transcription elongation by RNA polymerase II; positive regulation of transcription elongation by RNA polymerase II. NCBI's taxonomy places the organism in Eukaryota, Metazoa, Chordata, Mammalia, Primates, Hylobatidae. Gene Ontology annotation, cellular component: Cdc73/Paf1 complex; nucleus. The record is from RefSeq and is a predicted model, not a curated record.
UGACUUGCAUUUUCUGUGAGAGGACCCACCAACACUUCUUCACCUCAGCAGAGGCAGAGCCUUUCUGCAGCUGCGGAGUCCAGUUUGCAGUUUUGCCAGCACUUGGAGAGCCAGCUUCAUUUUCUCCCCUGAGAGACAUCCGGACCAGCUGGGCAGCAGCUUUUCCUCAGAUCCUAGUGGGACCAUGGAUCUGUUUGGAGAUAUAGAUGACAUUUCUUCUGAGAGUGAUGAGGGCAAUCAACCACCUAUUCCAGGACAGCUGGUUGAUGAACAUGGAGUGCCUCAGGACCAGCAGGAGGAAGAGCCAAUUUCUGAAACCAUAAUAGAAGAAGAAAUUCCCAGUAUCAACUCUGAUUUAGGAAAUGAAUUGUAUUUUGUUAAACUACCCAAGUUUCUCAGUAUAGAACCCAAACCUUUUGAUCCUCAGUUUUAUGAAGAUGAAUUUGAAGAUGAGAAAGUGCUUGACGAGGAAGACAGAAUCAGGUUAAAAUUAAAGGUAGAAAAUACCAUAAGAUGGAGGAUACGCCGGGAUAAAGAAGGAAAUAAAAUUAAAGAAAGCAAUGCUCGGAUGGUCAAGUGGUCAGAUAGAAGCAUGUCCCUGCAUUUAGGCAAUGAAGUGUUUGAUGUGUACAAGGCCCCGCUGCUGGGCAAUUACAUCCACCUGUUUAUAAGAGAAGACACUGGUCUACAGGGACAAGCCAUCUUUAAAUCCAAACUUACCUUUAGACCUCACUCUAGAGACAGUGCCACAUACAGAAAGAUGACCCUGCCACUUGCUAACAGAAGUUCAAAGACACAGAAAAUUAGAAUCUUACCAAUGGCGGGUCGUGAUCCUGAAGGCCAACACACAGAAGUGAUGAAGAAGAAAGAAGAACGCUUGAGGGCUUCCACUCAUCGGGAGUCUCAGGCAAUCCAUCUGCGGGAGAAGCACUACAAGGAGGGGUCAAGUGUCUCCUACCAGGACCCUGGCAGUGACAGUGCGGAGGAGGAAGGCAAGGACAGCUUCAGCCUGGCUGCUAUUAAAAAUUAUUAUCAAGGUGAACUCCAAGGUAAACCUUCCAGAAAGAGGAAAGCAGAGCAUGAAGAGGAAGAAGAUGAUAUAAAGCCCUAAAAUGUGCACUCAUUGUAUUCAAUAGUUUGUUUUAAAACAAUUAUGAAAUGACUUGUUUUAAUUGAAGUUGAGUUGCUUUUGCAUAAUCCAGUUGUGAAUAAAAAGUUUUCAAAAGCAA